Messenger RNA from Ictalurus furcatus (blue catfish), 2637 nucleotides. Its product is annotated as leucine-rich repeat, immunoglobulin-like domain and transmembrane domain-containing protein 1. Gene Ontology annotation, molecular function: protein binding. Lineage: Eukaryota; Metazoa; Chordata; Actinopteri; Siluriformes; Ictaluridae. The record is from RefSeq and is a predicted model, not a curated record. The transcript is spliced from 2 exons. Gene Ontology annotation, cellular component: extracellular matrix. The coding region runs from base 901 to 2070 and encodes 389 amino acids.
UGUAAUACGUUUACUCACGUAUACUAAAAAUCACAGGUUUAUAUUAAUGCUCUAAUGCGUUAUGGUUUCUAUAGUAACGGCUCGCUCACAGGGACGUGUACAGCGCAUGCUCCACUGAUAAUAAACCGAUUAUAAAGUGUGUUUAUGUAGCGUGUAUGGAAGGAGUCUCCAGUGUCAGCGCUGUGUAACAGUCAGAGGUCAAGCUGUAACUUUUUCUGACAUUUUGAAGCUGUAUGUAUUUUUUUGCUUUUGCUGUGCUGUGAGAGGAAUAAAACACGUGGGGACGUGCUGUGAGAGGAAUAAAACACGUGGGGACGUGCUGUGAGAGGAAUAAAACACGUGGGGACGUGCUGUUAGAGGAAUAAAACACGUGGGGACGUGCUGUGAGAGGAAUAAAACACGUGGGGACGUGCUGUGAGAGGAAUAAACCACGUGGGGACGUGCUGUGAGAGGAAACUAAGCAACGUGAAGGAGGUAACAGUGACUCCGCGUCAUCACUCCACCCUGCUGAUGUUUAAUACGUAUAUAGUCUUUCUAUAAAUAGUUGAUUUUUUCCUUCAUUUAGAGUUGAAUUGUUUUUUUUUCUGUUUUUAAGCGCAAUUUAAAUGAAUGGAUGAUGCUAUAAAGAUGAUCGUCCUCUUCUUCUUCUUCUUCUUCUUCUUCUUCUUCCUGGUAAACUGAUCUGUUUUUCUUUAGGUUUGACUCCGAAUCCCAAACUCACAUCAUCACGUUGGCAAAACGUUAAUCAAGCCACGAGAGAACUGAAACCGUGGCAGCGUCUCCACACGCCGGGGGAUUACUGAAGCUUUACGCUCAACAACACGCAGAGAAAAACAGGCCGUAAUCCUGCACUGGAGCUACCAGGCUAAUGGAGCUAACAGGUAAUGGAGCUAACAGGUAAUGGAGCUAACAGGACUUGUUUGUCUCAGUGGGCUCCUCUCUGUCCUCCGUGUCGUGUCCGGAUCUGAGGGACGGGUCGACAGAUGCGAGUGUCCAUCAGCCACCAUCACGGAUCAGUUUCCUUCCCAUUUCUCCAACGAGACCUGCUGUCUGAACUUCACUGGAUCUUCAUUUCCACGAGUCUCAUGGGCCGCAUUAAGAACCACGCCCGACCUUCAGACCCUGGAUUUGUCCUUUUGUAACGUCACACUGAUCCAUGACACGGCUGUGGGUUCUGCUCCUGCUUCUCUACGAGAGAUUUAUUUAAAUCAGAACCAGCUGAGAUUCCUUCCUCGAGAUUUCCUCGUUGAUGCCGUCGGUUUGGAGGUGCUGGAUUUGGGGCAGAACUUUCUGGAGGAACUUCCUGUCCAUUUCCUAAAGAAUGCUGAAAAUCUGCGAGUUCUGAUUCUUAGCGGAAAUCGUUUGAAAUCACUUCCUGCGUCCGUCCUCAAACUUCCCCUCCAGCGGAUGGAUUUAUUGGGAAAUCCGUGGACAUGUGCUUGCUCUUUCGUGGAGGAUUUCCACUCUGCUAAUCAGGGCAACUCCAGCAGGUUGCAGGGCAUUGUGGGUAACCUGACAUGUUCUUCCCCUGAAAGCCUUUCAGACAGGACAGUUUGGUCCGUCCACAUUGAUGACGUUUGUCGUCUUUCAGGUCUGAAUGCUCUCUUCAUCCUGCUUCCGCUCCUCCUCCUCGUUCUUCUGAUGCUCUGCUGGUGCUGCGGGAGGAAAGAGGAGAAGAAAGACUUGCAGAAAUCUGGGACAGUGCGUAUGAAGAACGGAGAUUUAAGCAACGGGAGCACAAAGGACAACAUGUUGAAGAAGCAGCUGAUGUUCAGACCUUCUUCAGCUCUUCUGGGCAGCACGAGGGACAUCUACGAGGAAGUGGAGGCGAAACUGGGGUCAGUGGACUCUCUGGGACCUCCACCUUCCACCUCAUCUGGUAAAGAGGAGCACCAGGAACUGGACAGUAAGCAGGAUUUAGAGACGGUGAGUGUGAGCGAGGUGAUGAGGGACUCAGCGGAUCGAGAGAAAGCCUACAUGACUCAGUCCACUAAAUACUACAGCCUGGUUCCGGGGCUGGAAAUCGACGACUCGGACCAUGGCGAGUACGAGAGCGUGGAUCUGUCAUGAAGUUCCGUCUUCACUACUGGACAGUUCCAGUCUAUUUCAAUAACCUCGGGUGGACAGUGGUAAUUAUGGAAGUUUACAAUAUACUGAGAACUCUGAAGUGAGAACCUCGUACACAAUCGAGUCCAAAAGACUUCCACUGUUAGGAACUGUUGGUGUAGAUGAAGGACUCAGAUGUUAGUAUGAGUACACUCAGAAAACUUGUGUGUUGAAUCUGAAUCGGAGUGAAAUUGAUUCUUAUUGAUUCGUUUGUGAUGUGGUUCGGUUUCACGCUGCACAAUAAACAAACCUUUCAUGAUUAGACAACGAUGUAAAUAACUCGUUUAAAACGUCUCUGUGGGACAUCCAGAGUUAAUUUUUUUACUUUUCGUUUGUUUUGUGCGUCCGAAUCUCCAGAACACGUGGCGUUUCUGCAGUUCUGUCCUUAUUACAGCCGGGAAAGUUGGGACUCAGACGAUGGAGGGUUCUAGAGUGUGGGUUUGUCCUGACCACACUGUGUUUUGUUUUAAAUGAGACGCUGGACAGGACAUGUGAGACGUGAGGAAUGUGGAUUAAAGACGUUAACUAGCA